AUGGGGUAUGACAAGCAGCGGCUACUCCAAGAACUUAGGGCUCACCAGCUUGUCAGCGAUGAUGAAGAAGGGGUCCCUAUUGGAAGGCGAUCGAUUGCAAAGAAAGUCACGCGUGGGCCUCUGAGCGAGGGGAAUCGUCCGCGGGGAGCCGGACAGGCAGCCUGGCGAUUGGAGACUGCGCAUGGAAAAUGUCAUCAAAACUUCAUACGGUCACACCUCUCUGAGUUGACCGAGUUUGUUCCUCCAGAAGAGCGACGCUGGCCUUCCCAGGAGAUUCGUUUCACGCACUUCGACGUGUUCAUCAAGAAGCAUUCAAAACAUCUUCCACUCGGCAUUACUUCAGCCUUUUUGAGAAUGUACGUCCACACACUGGCGGAUCAGGACCUGCCGUUGGAGGUCUGGGCAAAGCACACCAACGAUUGUAAGCGGCAGAUCGACGAGAGGGCGGGCCGUGAUAUCCUCUCGUGUCCACCAGGAUGGGAGCGGCCAACAGCAGAGCAGCUGGCCAUCAUCGUCAGGAUGUUCAAAUGCGCGCACCCGCUGCGGAAAGACGUUCGGCUCCGGUUUGCGAUGUCAGCAUCGAACCAAUUCUCAGAACACCACGGCCUGUCCGUCGCCUCCAUAGACAAGAUUGAGGAUGGCUCGACGUCCUAUGGCUACAGAAUUUACUUGCCAAAAUACCGAGAGCUUCUCGCUCGCUUCGAGGCCGACCCAGAGAACUUCUAUCUGACCUUCAGGAUGGUCCAGGAGAUGGGAAACAUUCAGCUGUCGAUCUUGUUUGACAAUCUCGCGAAAGCAGAGGGCGACUUCCGACUUUACUCCGCCUUCAUGGUUGAGAUUGGCCAGUUUGAUCUCAGCCGCUACGCCAAGUAUUUCGAGCUGACGCUUGAGAAGGCGCAGCAAAACGUGGACGAGCUCAUUGCCAAAUCAAGAGCAUUCAUAGCGGGGAACGUCGAGAAGCGCCGUGGCACCGGGUCAUGGCAAGCCCAGCAGUUCAGACGGACGAAAGGGUCUCAAACCUUUGCCAAGGGGCGGCAAUUGGGUGAGCACGUUACCACGGAGCAUCUCCUAGAAAUGCUGGACUUCCAAAACCAAAGUUGCCACUAUACCGGUAUAACAAUCUACCCAGCUCGGGGGGGGAAGUGGAGCCCCCAUGCAGCCUGCGUCGAACUCGUGGGGGAAAGGGGCGCAUUCAAGCUCGCCUCCAUGUGGCUUGCGCGCGGGGUUGGGGGGGUGCCGCUGGCGGUGCGCGAGGCGUUCUUCGCAUAUUGGGAUCUGCAAGGGCUCCGUUACGUAUCCUACUUGGAGAAAGACGCGAGGGGCCGGAUCCUGCGGGAUCCGUACGAGGACAAAUGUCUCGAUAUUAUCAGUCGGCAAGAGCAGGAGCCGGCGAUGGGGGGGCCUCGCACAGAUCUGGGGGCAGAUGAGGUGCAUGGGGGAGUGCUCAGGAUGAGCGCAGAUGCGCGUGCGGAUUGGGCCAGCGAUGCCGAGAGUGCUGACGCUGGACAGGGCAGCGGACAAGCUGAGGAGAGCGGACGGUCAGGGUUGCCUUCGGAAGAACCCCCCCACUGCCGUUCGGAGGGUUCCACUAUUCCUGGGGCUCGCCUGGCCGCCUUCGCAAACUCUGGACAACGGAAGCAACCCUCAUAAAUAUUGUUUAGGAACCAGACGCUUUUUCCUCCCUAGCCAUUGUCAUCAGCCCUACUUGACUCCGAGAAUCUCGCCUCCAAGUCUAAUAUGACGUCGUGCUAUGCAGAGUUCGCUUUUCCCUUGCCUCCACAUCCUCCUCGCGGUCCCCCUGCGCGUUUACCAAAUUCCAAAUUCUAAACGGCGGUGGGCUACACCUGGUUGUCUCCUGGUUGAAGGACGUCUUGGACACUUCCCACCCGG
This is a messenger RNA of Klebsormidium nitens, 1890 nucleotides long. The record is from the annotation of a GenBank genome assembly. Lineage: Eukaryota; Viridiplantae; Streptophyta; Klebsormidiophyceae; Klebsormidiales; Klebsormidiaceae.